AUCAUCAAUGGUCUCUUUUCUUCAUCCUCUCUCUUCUGUGUCUCUGUCUUCUGAUUCCUUCUUCCGGGAUGGCUACAGACAGCAUUGGCCUCUAUGAUGCCCGGCCGGCUAGGCACUCCCAAUAGAGGUCUAGGUAGACGUACGUGUAAAUCUAGCCAAGGUAAUAGGGGGGGGGUUUCUGGGUCUGCAACAAUGAGCCUCAUACCUCAGACAGUCGAUAAGACUGGAACGCAGUCCCUAGAUCUCCCUGACAACGCGUCACCGUUGAAAGGGGGCGUCACGUCACGGGUCGUCCCUGAGGCCCCCGGGGCGCCGUCAUUCAACCCGGCCCGUUUCCGGUCCACCUGCGGCCCUACUUUUCAACAACACUCUCGAGACAACAGCUCAGGCUCGAUUUUUGCCGGUCUCUUUGCAGGCGGACAACCCCACGUCUCCCCCUUUGGGAAUGUAGGCAUGUCCUGGCACCCUCGUUGGCUUCCCGGCCUCUGGUGCAUGAGAAUCUCGAGGGCACCGGAUCUGAACCUGUCAACGAGUCCCCGUCGCUCUAAUUCCGAUCUGAACGAGUCGGCACAUCAAGGCCGAGAAAUAAAAAGAGACUAUUGUCGAGACGGGAAGACAGAUCCAAGACAAGUGGACAAGAUAUCCGACGCAUUUCCGCAAACAGACAUAUACCAGGGACAACAGGGCCCACCGAAAGCGUGGAAGGUCAAGAGGCGAGACGCAAAAUGUCUCACAUCCUCUUCUAUCGCCAGAGUAGCCAGGGGCAGCCAGUCACAGACGCCAAAAUACCACUUUCGCCUCUUCCAAAUCAGACGCUUUCCGAACCACCCAGAUCUCGUCGGGAUGGCACCGGUGGCAGCUGCGGUGAUCGUCGCCUCUCUCGGCCAAGCUCGAGGGAGGGUGGUCUACCCUUUCACGGAGCCGAAACAAGACGAGGACGACAUCGAUACGGGAGACCUCCCACAUCAGCUCGGACGGAAAUGGUAUCGCCUGAACGCCUCGACGCCUCAACGCCUCCACCCAGCGGAGUCGCCGGCCGGGUCGUUACGCUGUAGUUGGGUGGACGGUUGUGGAUCGCCCGUCGUCUACAUCCGAUCAUCUUCGCCUCAGCCCGUCGCAGUCAUCAGCAAAGCCCACCUCCUUCUCCCUCUUUUUUUGCCUCCCCUUCUUAUCUUUCUCAAGCCUGUCCUGGUUUUGGAGCUGAAUUGGCCAACCACAUGCUUCUGCGCCCCCCCUCCUAAGAGGCCCCUCCUUUACUCGGCAUGCAAGUACCGACGUCGUCCUGACCAGGGGCCAGCAAAGAGCGAUGCAGACCCUGACUGGUGA
This is a messenger RNA of Sodiomyces alkalinus F11, 1326 nucleotides long. RefSeq lists its product as hypothetical. The coding region runs from base 94 to 1326 and encodes 410 amino acids. NCBI's taxonomy places the organism in Eukaryota, Fungi, Ascomycota, Sordariomycetes, Glomerellales, Plectosphaerellaceae. The record is from RefSeq and is a predicted model, not a curated record. The transcript is spliced from 8 exons.